AUGGACCUUAGUAGGCAAACAGUCGGGCAUAUUGUCAAGCAGGAAUUGAAUUAUAAAUAUUAUUUGUUCAAGACGCGUAAUGGUCGCCAGACUUAUGCCCUCGCCACUCAUCUCCAGACAGCAAUCGACUGUUCUGUGUUAGGCGUCUUUGAAAGGGAGGUGAUCAGUAGGCCUUACAACACCAAGAAUGCAGCCAUCAGGGACUCCUUGCCAACAUGGACAGAGACGCCGUCGCCAUGGCCUGGUCCAACUUCCGGAUGCGCCUGGAGAAAGCACGAGCUAUCCCGUUCUUUUCAGUAUCUAUCUAUCUAUCUAUCUAUCUAUCUAUCUAUCUAUCUAUCUAUCUAUCACACACGCAAACACACACAGUCUCUCCCUCUCUCUUUAUCACUUUUGAGGAAGAUUUCUGAACUAAUAGUUGGCAAAAACUCACAGCGUUUAUUCUUAAUUUCUUUCUCUCUUUCCCUCUAUCUCUCUCUCUCUCUCUCUCUCUCUCUCUCUCUCUCUCUCUCUCUCUAUCUAUCUCUCGACAUUUUCUUCACUCUUUCCAUUCCUCUUACUCUACAUAAAAUCAACGCAAUCCAAAGGCAUCAGGUCCGAGAGCUUUUGUUGGUAUCGCUCAGCAUCAUUUCACUUCUGAAAAAGGAUUUCUCAUUUUUAAAUUUUUUCCCGCCUCUUUUCUUUUUUUUCUCCCCUUCCCCUCUUUUUUCUUUUAUUUCCACCUUUCUUUUUCCUUUCCUUUCUCUUGUAAAUUCUUGUAAACCAUUUUGUUAUUUUCUUUUUCUUUCUCUUCAUUUGUUUAAAUUGUUAGUCGUUUUCAGCCUUUCAUUUUGUUAUUUUUCUGUCUCAUUGUCUUAUUGUAAUUUUGCUUAUAAUUUUUCCUUCUUUCGAUAUCUUCACCUUCACUUCUUUUUUAUCUGUUUUUCUUUCUUUCUUUCUUUCUUUCUUUCUUUUUUUUGUCCCUCCCUAUGUCAACUUACCGUUAUUUUUUUUAUCCAGUCUUUACUCCUUCCUCUUUUCCUUACGGGAGUGAGGCGCUUCUUCACGCAUCUGUUGAUCGCGUUAUCUAGAGCGAGACUAAAAUUCACUCGAAAAGACUACCGACAUCUGGUAGAAUCGAUCUUCCCGUCCCACCCAGUCUCCUUUAAGCACCGUCUCUCCCUGUCUUCCAUAAAUGUGGCUUUGAGGCAAAUGACAUCAGGUGAACUAGUGUAA
Acanthosepion pharaonis is the source of this 1215-nucleotide messenger RNA. NCBI's taxonomy places the organism in Eukaryota, Metazoa, Mollusca, Cephalopoda, Sepiida, Sepiidae. The record is from the annotation of a GenBank genome assembly.